Paecilomyces variotii is the source of this 1182-nucleotide messenger RNA. RefSeq lists its product as hypothetical. The record is from RefSeq and is a predicted model, not a curated record. Bases 1 to 1182 code for a protein of 393 amino acids. The transcript is spliced from 4 exons. Lineage: Eukaryota; Fungi; Ascomycota; Eurotiomycetes; Eurotiales; Thermoascaceae.
AUGGGUCUCUCAGAUAAUAUGCAGCCCGCAACAUGGGCCAUUUCCAUACCCUUUAUCGUGAUCACGGGAAUCACUUGUCUGCUGCGGUUCUAUUCUCGUCUCUAUAUCUCGAAGUCCUUUGGGGCGGACGACUGGUUUAUGGUUGCUGCAUCAGUGGGUGUUCACAAUCCUUUUCAACCUUCAAACCUGACCCUGAAGUUUCUCCUGUCUAGGUAUCAUGGCUCGUCACAGAAGGGAUCCUAUAAAGAACUGGACUGCAAAAAGGGUGAUGAACUGAUUGUCACCCUUCUCGUCCGAUGUAGAGUAGAUGCCCCAGCAGAAAACAUUGCGAAGAUCACCAUGCUACUUUUCAUCAUCGAGUUCGUUUACAUCCUGACGCAAUUGCUGAUCAAACUGUCAUUCUUGACGUUCUAUCUACGAGUCUUGAGCGGUUCGCCCGCAUACCGGCUGAUGGUGUUCUGUGCCAUGGGAUUCACCCUCGCUCAAACUGUUGCUGUGUGGCUAUUUUACGGGUUGCAAUGUAUUCCCUUGGGCACGUUCUUCAAUCCCAGCGCUUAUCCAGAAGGGCACUGUAUCCCGACUCCGUUGACAUUGUAUAUCCCCGCUAGUCUUAACGUCUUGACGGAUCUCAUCAUCUACCUACUACCGAUUUACCCUGUGUGGACUCUCCAAAUGUCGAAGAAACGUCGGCUCGGUCUGAUUUUCUGCUUCACCAUCGGCGGCGGCACCAUCAUCGUGUCAGUUCUCAGAUUCAUCGUCCUCGUGCAGCUCGCCAGCGGCUCAAGAACAACAUACGUCUACGGAUCGGUGGAUAUUGUGACAACAAUCGAGCUCAGCAUCGCCAUUAUCACCGGCAACAUGCCGUCCAUGGUCUCAAUCUACAAGCAACAUGUCAUGCGGAUCCACGACCAAAGCAGUGACGGGAAGCCAUCUCCUUACGAACUUGGGACCAUGUCACGGUCACGGUCUCGUCGCACACCUGCAAAGGGCAGUGUUGCCCUCAAGUCGCGGGAAGCCGAUAAUGAAUCCGAGGAAGAGUUGUGCAACAAGGGAGAGAUCAUGGUUACCUCACAUUUCAACGUGACAAGUAGCCAGAAUAGUAGACCGGGAGAUACGAUGCCGUCUUCAUAUUAUAAAUUUACAUCUGAGAGUCCUACGACAGAGAUAGAUGUGGUUCGUUGA